Molecule: messenger RNA, 7356 nt
Organism: Galendromus occidentalis (western predatory mite)
Lineage: Eukaryota; Metazoa; Arthropoda; Arachnida; Mesostigmata; Phytoseiidae
Product: piezo-type mechanosensitive ion channel component-like
Cellular component (GO): membrane
Molecular function (GO): mechanosensitive monoatomic ion channel activity
Source: RefSeq, a predicted model, not a curated record
AUGGUCAAUGCGGUCUUGGCGUCGGUACUCUUCCGGAUCGGAUUACCCGUCGUUCUCCUAGCAGGUACAUUGCCUCGCUAUAAUAUCUUCUCCUUCUGCUACCUGCUACUGCUCUUGGUGUCACCGCUUCUGACUGGACCAUCCAGGGGAGAGCUGCUACCAGCACGGGCGAAGUUUUACCUCCUGACUGUGGUCAGCGUAUCCACUGUAUUUUGUGUAUCUCAUAUAGCCUACCAGAUAUACCUCCUAUCAACCAAUGCAUACUACGGCACGGAACCAAGGUAUUGUGGCUUGGAACAGAGACUCUUCACCCUAUUUGGACUCCACCGACUCAAUGGAAUUUCCGUUGUGAACUGCGCGAGGCUCCUCCUGACCGACUUCGCCGUACUGCUGCUGUCGGCCCUCGUCUACGUGCAAUGCGACAAACGGGAUCAAUUGCUCCUCAGAGAGAGCAAGGCUGCGCACUUCCCGCAUUUGAGAUCGGGGAGGCGAAGGUGUCCGCGGAAAUCCAUGACUUUAUUUCGCUUGGGAGAAGCUGUAGUCAUCCUUGCGCUGGCUGCCGCUGGAAUCUUGCAUGCGUCGAUAUUCUCGCUGGUGUAUUUUUUAGCUUUCCUCGGCGUGGCGACGUGGCUCGCUUGCUCUAAAUCGCUCGGCGUAGGUUACCGGAAUUUUCGAACGGCUCUCAUGAUUUUCGCCGCUUUCCAUAUCAUUGCCCUGUACAUCUAUCAAUUCGACUAUUCACAAGAAUUCAUGGAGCCCGACAGCCUCAAUGCCAGACUGGUAGGCUUCACUGCUCUCCGCAUGCCGGCGUGUAACUCUUCGUCGGAGGAAACCUUGAUCACCAACCACCGAGAUUUGGUUUUCCACGACCGCCACUGGUCACUUUUCGUACAUCCGAUCUCGGUUCUCGUCUUCUACGUUUCCGCAUGUACAAUGACACGCUACGCGUGUACCACAAAGGUGCUGGAUUUCGAGGCGAAGAAGUGUAAGACGAUGCCUCCCGUGCAGCGGAGCCUCGUCGAAGACGCUGCGGGAUGCCCCUCCCGAUACUCGCGUGCCGCCAGGGCCAAAAAAAGCGGCCAGGAUCAGACUCUUGUGGGGAGAAAGAGCCGGCACGCAAGGUAUUGCGCGGAAAUAUGGCGAUAUAUGUGUGCUUUCGUCCAGCUCUCCGUUUCGUUUCUGCUGAAGGGGAGCUAUGUGAUUACACUGAUCAUCAUGAUGGCUUGGAGUAUCACGUAUCACAGCUGGCUGACAUUUGUUCUGCUCUUAUGGUCGUGUCUCUUAUGGAUGAUGCCGAAUUCACGCCGAGCUUGUCUCAAGAGUUCGCCUGCCCUGGUCCUGUAUGCCGAAAUUCUACUCAUUUUCCAAUUCAUAUACUCGCUCGAUCUCACCGAUCAAGAGCUCCCGACACUCGUCGGAAACGUCAAUCUCAAUCAAGUUGGAUUCGUCAAGCACGGAAAUGCAGGCUAUAAACAUCUGUGGACGAAGAUUUUAUACACUGUGGGGUUUUGGGUGACCCUUCGACAACAUGUCAAACAGAAGCGGGAGAUGAAGCUUCGGACGCGAGGCGAGAUCCAUCGAGACACUCAUUUUGCGAAGACGCGGUCGAAGGUUCUCGUGAACACGGAUGUCCGCAUGAAAAAGCUCGGACACUUGUGGCGGAACAUUCUCGCUCGCGUAUGGAUCUGGGUGGUUGCCGUGAUGCUGCUCGUGAUUUCAUUGGGCGGUGAUCACGUAGUCCUCUAUCGGAUAGUAUACAUGGUCCUAUUCCUGUUCUUCAUCCUUCUGUACCAGUUUUCGCACUCGACCUGGGUCAACGUCAUGUAUGGUUUCCUCCUGACCGUUAUCAUAUAUUCGAUGUUGGUCUUGAUUUGCAUUUACACGUACCAGUUCGAGAACUUCGCUGGAUAUUGGGAAUCCUAUCUCGAUGUCUCGCUUGGAAUGCAGCAGGACAUCGGCCUGGAACUAUACGAUUCAGACCCGAGGUCUCUCCUGCUGAAAUUGUUGACUCCGACAAUAUUCCUGAUCGUGACCAUCAUUCAACUGCAUUACUUUCACGAUGAUUUCAUUCGCUUGGAAAAAGGUGGCCGACCCAUUCUCAGCGAAUAUUCAGUGACGAGUCCUGGGGCCGUCAUUCAGAUCGACGAGGCGACGGACGACGACACCGCGGAACCGCUGACACUGAUUACGAUAAGGGGCGGACGUGGCGCAAAGCAGAUGCGGUCUCGGCUUCCAAAGGGAAGCCUUGCUUCGAUUGACGCUCAAGCAACGGAGGCCAAGCUCACCGUUACCGCGGUGCUCGAGAAACUAAGACGAUGUCUCGGCGGAUUGGAGCGAGUCGUGUGGCGUCUUCUGGAAAUUCAUCUAACGAAAAUAAUUUUCCUCGCCGUAUUUCUGCUGUGCGUAUACGAUAUUUGCGCCGUGCACGUGAUCUACAUGGCUCUGGUGAUUAUAGCGCUCCCCGUACGGAGCCUCCACCAGUUCAUGGUGCAUUGCUGCUCGCUGUGGACGGCGAUUCUCCUCGUAUCGAAGAUGAUCUAUCAGUUGAAAUUCGUUGAUAGUAUCGGUUGGGAAACAAAGUGUGAGUUCGUCUACGGUCUGAACUCCACUGGACCUUACCCGUUCCCCUUCAACACAGCCAUCGACAACAGGGAAUGGAUUGGAUUCAUGAGAACGGACCAUUUGAUCAGCUACUGCAAGGGAUACAUCGCACUGAUCACGCUGUUCACACUGAAUGCCUUGGUGAAAACCCAUCAGAAUCGCGAUCGGCUCCUCCGAUCAGCUCCGGAGCUGCCCCUCGGAGUUGUUUGGCCCGGGGUGACUCGCAAAAUGGCCGACCGCGAUUUGUGCACUUGCUUGAAGUUCCUCAUCAAUUAUUCCUUCUUCAAAUUCGGCAUAGAAAUUUGUCUCGUGACCAUGGUCGGCUGCAUUGGAUUCCGCCUUGACGUCUUCGCCCUCAUAACGUGUCUCUGGCUCUGCUGCAUGUUCCCUCUGCGGAGGAGUAUUCUGGCGCGAAUAUGGCCUCUCUACACUGUCUACCUCUGUGUUGUCAUACCCCUCCAAUACCUAGUGGCUGUCGGUCUGCCUCCGGGCUUAUGUAUCGAAUAUCCGUGGUACCGAGAGAACGAAAGGAAAGAAAUCAUCGAAUGGCUAUUCCUCCCCGAUUACAGGAAUCGAGCGUCGCACCGAAAAAUUAUAGUCGAUUGUUUGCAAUUGAUAAUGUCAUGCUGUCAGCUUGCCGUAUUCAACAUCGAAGCAGCAGACGGUCCGGGUCACCCAGCUGGGAGCAAUAAGGAGAUAUACGAUUCGAAGGGCGACUACACGGGCGAACGGCCGAACCCCGUACCUCGAUUCAUCGGCGACCCCGGGCAUUUCAACCACAUCAAAACUGGAGUCUUGUUCCUCUUCUACUGGAUUACUUUGGCAGUGAUGUAUCUUGCGGGGACGAACCGGAUAUCGCUGUUUUCCCUGUUCUAUAUUUUGGGCUGCUUCUUUUUCCUUUGGACCGGGAACGAUUUCUACUUGAAGCCCAUCAAGACGCUUCUAAGUUGGUGGAACUCUCUCGUGGCCUUCAAUGUCACUGUCAUCCUCAUGAAAUGCGUUCUCCAGUUCGUUGGCUGCGUAUACCUCCAAGAAAUGGCUUAUAACGCCUGCUGGCUUGUGCAGCUGCUGGGCAUCGCUUGUCUCAGAAAAGUUCAUCCCAAGAAGACUUCGAUGUAUGACUCGAUUGUGGAUCAGUGCAACGUGCCCACCUCUGAAGCUGGCCUUCUGUGGGACGCCAUCUGUUUCGCUUUCCUUCUGCUGCAGAGACGGCUCUUCACAUCCUAUUAUUUUCAUCAUAUGAUCAUCGAGAUCUUGGCGCAACAAGAGCUGAGCUCGCGCGGGGCCGAGGUCAUACAUUUUCUUCAAAUGGAAAAAGUCAAACAGCAAAAGGAAGAGGAACACCAGACCAUGGAGAAAAUUCGCAUGAAGAUGGACCGCAUCAGAGACAACCAGCAGAAGCAGCGUGAAGGCGAAUACGUCGAGCCAGUGACUCAUAUGCAGGCUAUACGCUCCGGUCAUUAUGAUCUCUUCGAAGACGGGCUCGAACUGCAGGACUGGAACGUGACAUCCUCGAAAGAAGAAGCGCGCGACAAUGUCGACGGCAAGAGAGAGGUGAGGGAGGCUCCGGGUGCUGUUCGGGAUGGCGCUCAAUCGGGAACCGACGCAAGGGCUUCCACUGCGAGUGCGAUGAUGAACCUGGAUCUGAGUAUGCGGUCGAAAGAACUUCGGACGAAUCUCCGUUCCGAGACCUCGGCGCCAUCGCCACGACCGAUCGCUCCGGGAGUCGUCAUCGCGAGGGGAGCGGCUACACCAGCGGCAGCAGCUCAGGAACCCAUCCCGCUCAUCGGCCAGGCCCCGAGUCCGAUCGGGAACGUCGAGGGAAUCCAGCAGGAUUACGCGGGGAUCGCACAACGCUUUGCGGUCAGUAUGCUCGUCAGCGCCACUGCGGAGCUUCACGCUUUUUCGGGAGGUUUCCGUGAAGUAGCGAGGCUGCUGGACAAGGACAAAGAGAUUGUCAAGAAAAGAUAUCCCGAGGGGCUCGCGAUUCUCACCGAAGAAUAUCAGGAGAGUAGGCCGAAAACGCAAGUCAACAGGCCAACGAGUCCAGAAACCCUUGCCCAGGAGCUGCGGCUCAUCAUGAAAGACCUGGACGAGGGAGCCUCGGCAUUGUCCGCGGUCGGGCGUUACGCCCUAAUCGAGCAGUUCCUCGAUGCCUUGGUGUACGCGUUCUACGCCCGCACGGAGAUCGUCUGUUAUUUGGGCAUAGUCUACAAUCAGAUCUGCACAGCGACUCUACUCUCGCUGCCGUUGCCGCUGAUGGUAUUUCUUUGGGGCUCACUAUCCGUCCCGAGACCGUCGAAGACAUUUUGGAUCACGAUCAUCACCUACACGGAAGCAAUCGUGGUCGUGAAGUAUCUCUUCCAAUUCGAUUUCUUCAUGUGGGAAACGAGCUCCUCCAAGAACGCACUCGAUCCGCCGAGGAUGCUCGGGGUUGAAAAACGCAGCGAUGACCCGAACUAUGCGCUAUACGACCUCCUGCUGCUCUUCCUAGUUUUCCUGCAUCGGUUCGUUCUCAAGAGUCUUGGUCUGUGGAAAGACACAGAUCGAAGCUUCCGGGGAGCACCAUCGUCCCAGCCUCCGGUCAACGUUGGAAACAUUGACAACCACGACGCGAACCAGGAGCAGCUGACCCCGGGCUCGGGAAGCUUCGAAGAAGUCCCAGCUGUGGGACCGAUUCGUAUGAAACGUCACGACGAUACUUCUUCCGAAGAAGGUGAUGGAUUCCACGAAGACUGCGGGGAAGAUCAUGAAGAUGAAGAUUACGAUGACCUCGCAAAGGCCGAGUCGAAGUCUCUGUGGAAAAGCAUACAAUAUUAUUUAUCACCAUUCAAGUCCUUCUUCAAAAAUCUUCUGCAUCCGCCGUACCAAGUAGCCGUGGACGUUUACGCCUGGAUGUUCUUCUGUGAUUUCUUCAACUUUUUCGUGAUGGUCUUCGGAUACUGGGCCUUCGGUACCAACGGAAAGGAGGAGGGAGUAUCGGAAUACUUCGAGAAAAACGAGGUUCCGAUACCGUUUCUCUUCAUGUUGCUAUUCCAAUUCGCCCUGAUCGUCAUCGAUCGCGCUCUAUACCUGAGGAAGUUCAUUGGCGGAAAAUUGAUAUUCCAUCAUCUCAUCGUAGUCAUCAUCCACGUAUGGAUGUUCUUUUUGCUGCCCGCCAUUAGUCAGGUCGGCGUCACAGAGAAGCACAAUAUGCCCCCGAGAUUGUGGUAUUUCACAAAAUGUAUCUACCUCCUCCUGUCUGCUUAUCAAAUCAGAUGCGGAUACCCGUCGAGGAUCCUCGGAAACUUUUUCACAAAACAGUACAAUUACUUGAACUAUUUCCUCUUCAAGUGCUACUUGUUGGUUCCGUUCUUCUAUGAGCUGCGUGGUUUAAUGGACUGGAUAUGGACCGACACCACCAUGACCCUGGUCAAUUGGUUCAAGAUGGAAGACAUUUUCGCCAGUAUAUUCCAGUUGAAGUGCCAACGUCGCGCCGAAGCAGACUACCCGAACGCUCGGGGCGAGAAGCGGUCUUCGCUCGUCAAGUACGGCAUGGGCGGAACCUUGUUAUUCCUGAUAAUUCUCAUCAUAUGGUUCCCUCUCUUGCUCUUCUCUCUUGGCAACACCGUUGGCGUAUCUCUGCCGCCGGACGAAUGCCGGAUGCAAGUGAGCAUCGGAGGCUACGAGCCGCUGCUCAUGAUCUCGGCGCGAGAUAGCCAUGUUCAUCAGAUACCCACGUCCGCUUUCGACGCUCUCAACCGCAUAGCGAAAACUCACGCAAAAGCUAAAAACUUCCUCGAGAACUACGCUCAAUCCGACGUGGUCGUGGUCAUGCUCAACGGGAACUCGACAGCGAUCUGGGGCAUAUCGCCCCCGUCGCAAGAACAAUUACGGAGGGACUUGCUCAACACGACGACGAAGCUCGAGCUUUCAAUGAAGAUCACCUUCUUCAGAGAGUCCAAAGAUUCGAAAACUAACCCGAAGUCUACAGUGGAGGUGCGCGAAUUUCUCGUUGACAAGGGUGCCCGAGAUCAGAUGGCGGCAAUGUUAGCUGACAGCCCUUUGAGGGAGAACGGCGAUCCAAGAGAAGUGAUUCUGCCCGAGCUCCUACCCACCUUCAUCAGGGUCCCGAGGAGAGGUGCCGCCGAAAAAGCUUCAGAACUGAACGACCUGACUCUCGAACGAGAGACCAAUCCGAGUGAGUCUGGCCUACGAAAUUUGAGCAUAAAAUUGUGGCACAGUAAACUGAAGUCGACGGUACAAGGUGAAUGGUGGGAAGUUAAAGCUGAGCCUUGCACGAAGGAUGGUCCUUAUCCUUACCUACCGUAUCCGGACGUGUGCCGGUACUUGACGGUUGUCGUCUUCGUUGACAAAGUUUUCCCGCGGUCGUUAUCAAAAUUCUCAUCUUACGGAAUUGUCGGACUGUAUACCACUUUCGUGCUGUUGGUCUCUCGUUUUCUCCGGGGUUUCGUCGGGAACACAUCAGCGAAAAUUAUAUUCGACGACAUGCCCAACGUCGAUCGUAUCCUACAGCUUUGCAUGGACAUUUACCUUGUGCGAGAAUCUAGAGAACUUGCGCUCGAAGAAGACCUCUUCGCGAAACUCGUUUUCCUAUAUCGGUCACCGGAAAUUCUCAUUAAGUGGACUCGUAUGACGCGUCAACCAUCAAGUCCAUCGCAGAAGCGACGAGACGGGGGACCGCUGAGAACCGAAGAAGCAGCGAUCAUGAUGAUGGAUGGAGCUAGUCAUAUGUAUUGUAUAUAUAUCGGAUGA